Lecanosticta acicola is the source of this 1716-nucleotide messenger RNA. The record is from the annotation of a GenBank genome assembly. Lineage: Eukaryota; Fungi; Ascomycota; Dothideomycetes; Mycosphaerellales; Mycosphaerellaceae.
AUGCAGCUCAUACGCGACGAGCCUGAUCGCGCAAACUCCGACUUCAACGUCCGUUUCACCAGCGGAGAGUUCGAGGUUCGUCUCUUGCUACCCUACGGCUGGAUCUUUGUGCUACCUGCAGUCUCAGGAUUCGUGGGAGAAUGGAGGUACUGUACCUUCGACUCUUGUUCGAGCGUAGAUCAAGCGGUUCGGACUUCCGCGAGUGGAUCGUGCGGCGGAAGUGGAAAUGGAAAUGCUGCUAGCAAGGCGGCGACUACCGAAACCUCGGGGAACUCGUGGGGCUUUGCUCCCGCGAGAGUAGUACUCAUGGCUGCGAUUGCUGUUGGACUUACGUUUUGUAGGAAUGCUUUCAAAUGAUAGCUGACGUGAAGGUGAGGUCUGCGACAGGUGAGCCGACGAGACACACCAAAUCUGCCAGAACCAUGCACGGAGAGAGCAACUCGUGGUGAACAGUUUCGCGUGACUGUUGUUUGCUCCUGGCUUUCAAUGAAAGCACUAGGGUCAACUGUUAUCUCUUGCAGUCAGAUCCUAAUUGCCUUUCACGCUCGUUUGCGCCAGAAGAAGGUUUUUUGAAAGGCAGCAGCGCUUGUGCUAUCUGCACGCAAACUUGUAUGAUCAGCUACUUUAGCAACUUGGAAGCGCACGUAAUCCAGUGCGACUGCACCAUCUACAAGUAUCAAUCUACUUUUGUUACUAUUGUGCCUUUGCUAAAAAUAAAUGACAGCUCUCUAAAGGUGAAUGACUACCGCCAACAGCCCAGUCCAUUGUAUAAGAAGAAUAUUCCGUUACGAACACCCGAUAUACACCUUUAAACAUGUGAUAGCAGCUCUAUACAGGUGAAUAGUAACCGCGGAUUGGCCGAACAGCAUAUGCCUAAUAUUCACCUUUUAGCGCUGCAUUCACAUGCUUUGUGGUCCGAAGUAUACCCGUCGGAUUAAACAAAUACUGCCUGUCGAGCAGACAGUCGGCGUCUGGCAAGUCGAAGACAUAAUUGUACAGCGUUAGAGGCAGUAACUUAGUCGUCCUUUGCCUUGCGUAGAGAGUCUCUGUCGUCCGUCCGUCACUAUAACUACAGCGGGACAAGAUCUACACCUUCGCCGACGAGGUGACCCUCGUCUAUAAGAACAAUUCCACAGGAGAGCGGAGGCUGGAAGACUCCUCUCCUCUCGAAUUAUUCAGACACAAACAACAUCGCACAGGAUACCUAUCACAAUUCGAGAUCGCCUAUACACAAUAUUCUAAAGUGAACACAACGAAAUUCACCAUGCCGGGUUUCUGAGGCACGACGCUCCACGUCCAAAAGGACGAAUACUGCCACGACUCCUUUCACGAGGUCUUAAAGAAUAAAGAAUAACAAAGAUCUCGAGGGCUAUGUGCGCGAGCGCUGCCGUGUCCCCAAGGUCAGCGUAAAGUACAAGACGGGCAAGUACGAUGUUGACGCAGUUGGUGAGCAUACCCCCUCUACCUACUAGGAGCUCGAAUACUGAUGCGUGUGCCACAGUCCACCGCGACAGCGAGAAGGAGAAGGCUUAUCGAGAGCACGUCAAGAAAUUCUAUCAAAUCCUUAAGGAGAGGGUUUUCAGGAGCCAGGCGGACGGAAAGUUAGGAGAUAAGGAGGAAUUGGAGCUUAUCGAGAUGGAAGAGGGCGAAGACAGCCGAAUGUAUCUCUCAAAGUCUGAAAAGGCAGUUGCAACCAUUGAGAAUGGUCUGGAGUAG